AUGGUCACACUUCUUCUUCUGCUGCUGCUGCUGCCUCUGAAGGAGUGCAAAAUAGAUGCCAUGAAAUGUCCUGGAAUGGACUCCUUCCCUGUUCCCCAUGAGUGGCAUCGACUUGGAACCCUCCUCAUUGGUGGGAUUGCCUCUCAGAUACUUUAUAUUUCUCCCAAAGUUUCCUUCCAGGUAUAUCCUUCUCAGGAGCUGGGCUUUGAGUUUCCGAUCAUGGUGACCAAGUUCUACCAGCACAUCCUGGCCUUGGCAUUUGCCAUCAAUGAAAUCAACGAGAACCCUAAGAUUUUGCCCAAUGUCACACUUGGGUUCCACAUCUAUGACAGCUACUAUCAGGAGAAGAUAUUCCACCGCACUAUUCUAGACUUGCUCUUCAAAUCAGACCGGUUUGUUCCCAACUAUGCAUGUGGCACCCAGAAGAACCUAGUAGCCGUUAUUGGAGCACUUGGCUCUGAUAUCUCCUUCCACAUGGCAGAUAUCUUAGUCCUCUACAAGAUCCCACAGCUCCACCCAUUUCUUCAAGGCAUUUCAUUUAACAACUCAGCUGGAGAAAAUGUGUCUUUAAAUGAUCGUGGCGAAUUAAUAGCCAGCUUUGAUAUCGUGAACAUGGACAUAUUCCCAAACAAUUCCUUCCUUAAAUUGAAAGUAGGAAUGGUGAAUCUGAAUGCUGGUGAAGGGGAACAGUUCAUCAUCAAUGACAAAUUCAUUUUGUGGCACAUGAGCUUUAAUCAGGUGAUGCCUAUUUCUGUAUGCAGUGAUUCCUGCCCUCCUGGUUAUCAGAAGAAAAAGAAAGAAGGGGAGAAGUUUUGCUGCUAUGAUUGUGCUCCCUGCCCAGAAGGGAAAAUAUCACACCAAAAAGACAUGGAUGAAUGCUUUAAAUGCCCAGAUGAGCAGUACCCAAGCCAGAGUAGAGACAGGUGCAUCUACAAAGUUAUGACAUAUCUGUCUUAUGAAGACUAUUUGGGGAUCAGUUUUAGUUUGGUUUCUGUUUCUCUUUCGCUCAUCACAGCUUUCGUGCUAGGACUUUUCAUCAAGAACAGAGCUACCCCUAUAGUCAAAGCCAACAACCAGGUCAUCAGCUACAUUCUCCUUGUCUCCCUUCUCCUCUGCUUCCUCUGUUCCUUGCUGUUUAUUGGAAGACCUACGAAGGUGACCUGCAUUCUCCGUCAAACUACCUUUGGCAUUGUCUUCUCUGUGGCAGUUUCUUGUUUGCUGGCCAAAACCAUCACGGUAGUUGUCGCCUUCAUGGCCACAAAGCCAGGGUCAAGCAUGAGGAAACUGGUGGGCAAAAAACUGACCAACUCCAUUGUCUUUUCCUGUUCUCUUAUCCAAGUAGGAAUCUGUGCAGUGUGGCUGGCAACCUCUCCCCCAUUCCCAGAUUUGGACCUGCAAUCCCAGGCUACAGAGAUUAUAGUUGAAUGCAACGAAGGUUCCGUCCUAAUGUUUUAUCUUGUCCUGGGCUACAUGGGCCUACUUGCAAUCAUCAGUUUCAAUGUGGCUUUCCUGGCCAGGAAGUUGCCGGACACUUUCAAUGAGGCCAAAUUUAUCACCUUCAGCAUGUUGUUGUUUUGCAGUGUUUGGCUGUCCUUUGUCCCUACCUACCUGAGCACCAAGGGGAAAUAUAUGGUAGCAGUAGAGAUCUUCUCUAUCUUAGCCUCUAGUGCUGGACUAUUGGGUUGUAUCUUUGGGCCUAAAUGUUAUAUUAUUCUGCUGAAGCCUAAGCUGAACAUUAAGGAGCAACAGAUAAAGAAAAAUUAUUAA
Lacerta agilis (Sand lizard) is the source of this 1767-nucleotide messenger RNA. RefSeq names its product vomeronasal type-2 receptor 26-like. The record is from RefSeq and is a predicted model, not a curated record. Gene Ontology annotation, biological process: G protein-coupled receptor signaling pathway. Lineage: Eukaryota; Metazoa; Chordata; Lepidosauria; Squamata; Lacertidae. Gene Ontology annotation, cellular component: membrane. The transcript is spliced from 5 exons. Bases 1 to 1767 code for a protein of 588 amino acids. Gene Ontology annotation, molecular function: G protein-coupled receptor activity.